AAUCGGAACAGAGUGUCCUUCUGUGUGUUAGUGUGUAUCCAAAAAGCACCUCUUAUAAUGAGAUUCUGUUCACUGUGGAAUGUAGUUGGUUGUCAUGGUGCAGUCUGUUAUUUUGCAUUCUUGUCUGAUGUUUGUAUUCUUAUUGAUGCAAAUUGCAAAUAUCCCACUUUCUAAUAUCAGACAACAUUUGACCUCAGAAACUUUGACAUUUGCAAAGCAUGGCUGUCACCGAUAUGGAAAAUUAACUACUCCGCCUUUAUGGCGCUGACUAUCAAGUGUUUGGGGGCAGUUGUGAAACCAAUCCAAUCAGCAUGGUUGGUCAACACUCAUCUUUUCAAAAUGAUUCAGCUACAGGCAUGAACCUGCCUCUCAUUACCAUACUGCUGGUCUCAGGUGUGUGCAGUCUCUCCUCCUCUGUGCCACGUCGGUUCCAUGUGGUGAAGGAACAGAAGAACUGGACAGAAGCUCAGCAGUACUGCAGAGAGGAGUUCACUGACCUCGCCACCAUAGACGACAUGACAGAGAUGGAGAAGUUGAAGAGCAUGAUCCAUGAAGCAGGUGCUGGAAAUGCUUGGAUCGGGCUGAAGCAGGGAAACAGUCCUAAGUGGCAGUGGUCUCUGGCUGACAGGGAUUUCUACAGAGAGAAUGAGACAGAGUUCAGGAACUGGGCUCAAGGCCAACCAAAUAAAAUUGGUGAAGAGUAUGUGGUUAUGAAAGAACAUGGAAAAUGGCAUGAUUUCAUGUGUAGCCACAGCUUUCCCUUCAUCUGCUAUGAUGGAGGAAACUCCACACAUGUGCUGGUCACUGAGAGGAAGAACUGGGCAGAUGCUCAGAGAUACUGCAGAGAGAACCACACAGACCUGGCCUGUGUGAGGAAUCAGACAGAGAAUGACAAGAUAGAGGACGUUAGAGGAAGUAGAGGUGCCUGGAUCGGCCUGUUCAGAGAUGCCUGGGAGUGGUCAGAUGGAAGCAGCUCCUCAUUCCGCCACUGGAACACUGGAGAACCCAAUGAUGUUGAUGGGAAGGAGUUCUGUGCUGAAAUCCAGAAUGCUUCCGGUGCUCGUUGGAACGAUAGAGGCUGUUACCAUCGUAGUCACUUUAUCUGCUAUGAAGACAAGCUGGUUCUGGUCCGUGACAAUAAGACCUGGUUAGAGGCGCUGCAGUACUGCCGAGAGCACCAUGUGGACCUGGUGUCUGUGACGUCCGAGCGGGUCCAGUGCUGGGUGAGGGAGCGGGCUAAAGGAGCCUCCACUGCUCACGUGUGGCUGGGCCUGCGUCACGCCUGCGUCUUGGGCUGGUUCUGGGUCUGUGGAGAGACCGUCUGCUACAACCACUGGGCCCCAGGACAAGAGCAAGUGGAGUCCUGCAAACACAGAGUGGGGGCAGUGGAGUCUGUAGGGGGGCAGUGGGUCAGCAACCUGACUGAGAAUGACAAAAUCAACUUCAUCUGCACCUCUUACAGAGCAGUAGGACUGGAUCCUCCCCAGUCCAGAGAAGCGUUGGAGAAACUCCUCAGGGUCCUAAAGCUCCUAUUGAUGCUCACCACUCAUUUUAGGAUAAGAAACUAACACUAAUAAGAAACGAUAUACUACCAUCACAUACAUUACUAUGAAUAUUACUAACUAACUACGAUCACAUAACAUUACUAUGAGUACAACUGACUAACUAUUAACUAUCACAUACACUACUCAAUGUACUACUCACAUACAGUACUAUGAAUAGUGUACGUGAUAGUAGUUAGUAGUUAGUCUGUAGUACUCAUAGAUUGCCAUUGAGUGCCAUUGUGUUCUUCUUCCUAGAGAGUGUAGAAAGUCAAAAUAAAGUUUAAUACCGUAAUGUUUUGUGUGGUGUUUUUUUUUAGCAAUGUCAUAUUUUGACAGCACAAAGUAUAGUUUGUCUACUUGUCAAGAUGUAUAAUUCUGUGCUGAAUGUUUGCUGUUCCUGACAUUGCUAUUUCUGAUGAUGUAAUAUGAUUAACAUUUAUUAUUCGAUAUGUAAAGUACAAAUGGGCUACUGUGUGUCACACCUCAGUCUGCCAGGAGAUGCCGCCAGAAGGCUCAAGCCCCUGGAGAUCACCCUGGGAGACCCUGUGACUGAUGAUCAUGGGGCUCACCUGUGGCUCGUUUGGUGUGGCCUUCUUAAGUCCCUGUUGUCUGCCGUUCUAUGCUCAGUCAUGGUUUUUUCGCCCUCGUGGAUGGUGGUCACGCUGCUCCUGUGCUAUCGACCCGGUCUGUAAGGAUUACUUAUUAUUUGCCUUGGAUUUUUGAACUGCUGGCCCUUUUCCUGCAUCUACUUUUGUGAAUUGAACCGGGACUUCUGUUUCUAUGUUUAUUCCUCUAUUGGAUGGUUCUUCUGUGUGUUAAGACUCUUUUGACUGAAAGACUUCUCUGAAGUGAAGCCUGUGGGCUUCUGUUUAGUUUGUUGGACAAUAAACUCUGUUGAAACCUGAUCUCUGUGGUCUCUUGCAGUUGUGCUCACCCAGUA
Messenger RNA from Alosa sapidissima (American shad), 2484 nucleotides. Its product is annotated as macrophage mannose receptor 1-like. The record is from RefSeq and is a predicted model, not a curated record. NCBI's taxonomy places the organism in Eukaryota, Metazoa, Chordata, Actinopteri, Clupeiformes, Clupeidae. The transcript is spliced from 6 exons. The coding region runs from base 312 to 1568 and encodes 418 amino acids.